CUUCUAAAAUCGGAUUUGUGGAGUACGGAAGGGCACAGUAGGAGUGAGCUAGAACUCAGAGAGAAUAGUCGAGAUUGUAUAGAAGUGAAAAUUUAGUGAGAUUUGAAGUGUAUUGUGUUGGUAGAGGGAUAAUCGGAGUCUGAAGAAAGCGAGGGUUUCUGUGUGUGUGUGAGAGGUUUUGAUAUGAGUGAGGACUACGGAGCGGUUUGAGAAAAACUGACGGUGCCAUCUCUCCUGCGACAGGUUACUGAAGGAUGAGUCAUUCAACGGGCUCGCCGAACCACAAAAACUAUGAUGAGGAAGCCGGAAUCAACCGUUCCGGCGACGACGAGGACUGCUCGAAUGUCUUUGAGAUUACCAGAACUAAGCAUGCUUCCGUCGAGCGUCUCCGCCGUUGGAGGCAAGCGGCACUUGUGCUAAAUGCUUCUCGUCGAUUCCGGUAUACCUUAGACUUGAAAAGGGAGGAAGAAAAAAAGAAGACGUUAAGCAAGAUUAGAGCACAUGCACAAGCCAUACGAGCUGCAUUUCUUUUCAAGGAAUCCGUACCACAGGAAAAUGGAAAUGUGCCACCAAAACGAAGUUCUGCUGGUGAAUUUCAAAUUGGACAAGAAGAACUAGCUUCAAUUUCAAGGGAUCAUAAUUUUACUACUCUGCAGCAAUAUGGGGGGGCAAGUCUACCAAGGAACCUCUUUUGUUAUUUGACUUUGUAUAUUAAUGAGUUUUCUUAUUCUUUUGUUGUUUCUUUACAUCAGGUCAAAGGCCUCGGAGAAUUAUUGAAAACAAGUUUAGAAAAGGGAAUUCCUGGAAGUGAUGAUGAUUUACUAAAACGAAAAACUGCAUAUGGAUCCAACACAUAUCCCCGGAAAAAACCAAGGAGUUUCUGGAGAUUUCUCUGGGAAGCUUGCCAAGAUCUUACUCUUAUCAUUUUGAUGGUAGCUGCUGUGGCUUCUUUAGCGCUGGGUAUAAAAACAGAGGGUAUAAAGGAGGGAUGGUAUGAUGGGGGCAGCAUUGCUUUUGCAGUUCUCCUAGUCAUUGUCGUGACAGCCAUUAGUGACUACAAACAAUCUCUGCAGUUCCAGAAUCUAAAUGAGGAAAAGAGAAAUAUACAAAUUGAGGUUAUCAGAGGUGGUAGACGUGUUGAGGUUUCAAUUUAUGACCUUGUUGUAGGUGAUGUUAUACCCCUUAACAUUGGUGAUCAGGUUCCUGCUGAUGGGGUUUUAAUCAUUGGUCAUUCACUUUCAAUUGAUGAGUCUAGCAUGACUGGCGAGUCCAAGAUUGUUCGCAAGGACUCCAAAGAACCAUUUCUAAUGUCUGGCUGCAAAGUAGCGGAUGGAAAUGGUAUAAUGCUGGUAACCAGUGUUGGGAUUAAUACUGAAUGGGGAUUACUCAUGGCUAGCAUCUCGGAAGACACUGGUGAAGAAACACCCUUGCAGGUGCGCUUGAAUGGGGUUGCUACCUUCAUUGGUAUUGUGGGGCUCACAGUAGCGUUCCUCGUCUUAUGUGUCCUUUUGGUCAGAUACUUUACUGGCCAUACAACAAAUGAUGAUGGAACUCCUCAGUUUGUUGCCGGAAAGACAAAAUUUGGGAAAGCCAUAGAUGGAGCCAUCAAAAUUGUCACUAUUGCAGUCACCAUUGUAGUGGUUGCUGUUCCUGAAGGCCUCCCCUUAGCUGUUACCUUAACACUUGCGUACUCAAUGAGAAAAAUGAUGGCAGAUAAGGCCUUGGUACGUAGGCUUUCUGCAUGUGAAACAAUGGGCUCGGCCACUACUAUAUGCAGUGAUAAGACUGGUACCUUAACCUUGAACCAGAUGACUGUGGUCGAGUCUUGUGCAUGUUUGAAGAAAGUCAAUAACUCUGAUGGCAAGCCAGACUUGUCGCCAAAAAUAUCGUCUUUGAUUAUUGAAGGCGUAGCUCAGAAUACAACUGGCAAUGUUUAUGUGCCUGAGACUGGUGGUGAUGUAGAGGUUACUGGAUCACCAACAGAGAAGGCAAUUCUGCAGUGGGCACUCAAGCUUGGGAUGAAUUUUGAAGCCACCAGGUCUCAAUCUUCAAUUCUUCAUGUGUUCCCAUUCAACUCUGAGAAAAAACGAGGCGGUGUAGCAGUUAAAUUGCCAAACAAUGAAGUUCAUAUACACUGGAAAGGGGCUGCUGAAAUAAUCUUGGCCUCAUGCACAAGAUACAUUGACGACAAUGAUCAGGUGGCAGCAAUGGACGACGACAAGCUUAUGUUUUUCAGGAAAUCUAUUGAGGAUAUGGCUGUUGGUAGUUUGCGUUGUGUUGCUAUAGCAUAUUUACCAUAUGAAUUUGAAAAUGUUCCAACUGGUGAACACCAAUUAGCUGAUUGGGCCAUGCCUGCAGAUGACCUUGUUUUACUUGCUAUUGUUGGUAUAAAGGAUCCUUGUCGACCAGGAGUCGCAGAUGCAGUGAGACUAUGCCAAAAGGCUGGCGUCAAGGUACGCAUGGUUACUGGAGACAAUGUUCAGACUGCAAAGGCAAUAGCAUUGGAAUGUGGUAUACUGCGUGCUGAUUCAGAUCUUAGAGAGCUUCUAAUUGAAGGGAAAGACUUCCGUGAGCUUUCUGAUAGGCAGAGAGAAGAGGUUGCUGAGAAAAUCUCGGUAAUGGGACGAUCCUCUCCUAAUGAUAAGCUUCUGCUUGUGCAAGCGCUAAGGAGAAGGGGACAUGUUGUUGCUGUUACUGGAGAUGGCACUAAUGAUGCUCCUGCACUACAUGAGGCGGACAUUGGUCUUGCUAUGGGUAUUCAAGGUACUGAGGUUGCCAAAGAGAGUUCUGAUAUCAUUAUCUUGGAUGACAAUUUUGCUUCAGUUGUGAAGGUUGUCAGAUGGGGACGUUCUGUAUAUGCAAAUAUUCAGAAAUUUAUCCAAUUCCAACUCACUGUCAAUGUUGCCGCACUUGUUAUCAAUGUUGUGGCCGCGAUUUCCUCUGGUGAAGUACCACUAAAUGCUGUUCAGCUUCUGUGGGUGAAUCUUAUAAUGGAUACUCUUGGAGCACUAGCAUUGGCUACUGAGCCUCCUACGAAUCAUCUGAUGGACAGACAACCUGUUGGUCGAAGGGAACCACUGAUAACUAAUAUAAUGUGGAGGAACUUAUUGAUUCAGGCUAUCUACCAAAUUACGGUCCUCCUUAUCUUCAAUUUCCGAGGGAAAAGUAUUCUUAAACUGGAACAUGAUUCUACUGACCAUGCAGACAAAGUGAAGAACACACUGAUAUUCAAUACCUUUGUCCUCUGUCAAAUUUUCAAUGAAUUCAAUGCCAGGAAGCCGGAUGAAUUCAACAUAUUCAAAGGAAUUACCAAAAAUUAUCUCUUUAUGGGAAUAAUUGCAGUGACACUUGUACUUCAGAUUCUCAUUGUCGAGUUUCUGGGGAAGUUUACUACAACAGUCCGGCUUAACUGGAAGCAUUGGUUGAUUUCUGUUGUCAUCGCUUUUAUCAGUUGGCCUCUUGCUGUUGUUGGGAAGUUUAUUCCGGUAUCCGAAACUCCUUUCCACAGAUAUUUCACUAGGAGUCCUCUCUUUAAGUUUAUAAAACGAAUAUUCCGUCGGCGAAGAGAGAGAACAGAGGUCAGUCAGUAGGAAGUGUGGGGUGUUAAGCAUCACGGUUUUUGUGGAUUUCCGGCCUCUUUUGUUUUUGGCUAACAUGGCUAAGCAUACGAAUAUCGAUCUUUUGUUGAGUAGAUUUUAUUUGGGAUCAUUUACUGCAGUUGUCAAAACAAAAGCAAUAGUUAGUUUGGUUACUUGUGCGGUUGAAAACUACAGUUUGGUUUGUGGUUUUCAUUCAUACUGAUAUUGUUAAUGUUGGUUUGUUAAUACAAUAUAUAUGUAGAUGAUGUGCAGCUUUGCUUUGAAUCA
This is a messenger RNA of Rosa rugosa (rugosa rose), 3866 nucleotides long. RefSeq names its product calcium-transporting ATPase 10, plasma membrane-type-like. The record is from RefSeq and is a predicted model, not a curated record. NCBI's taxonomy places the organism in Eukaryota, Viridiplantae, Streptophyta, Magnoliopsida, Rosales, Rosaceae. Gene Ontology annotation, molecular function: ATP hydrolysis activity; P-type calcium transporter activity; calmodulin binding. Gene Ontology annotation, biological process: calcium ion transmembrane transport. The coding region runs from base 255 to 3590 and encodes 1111 amino acids. The transcript has 33 exons. Gene Ontology annotation, cellular component: intracellular membrane-bounded organelle; membrane.